Mytilus trossulus (common blue mussel) is the source of this 1143-nucleotide messenger RNA. RefSeq lists its product as uncharacterized. Gene Ontology annotation, molecular function: zinc ion binding. The coding region runs from base 240 to 686 and encodes 148 amino acids. The record is from RefSeq and is a predicted model, not a curated record. Lineage: Eukaryota; Metazoa; Mollusca; Bivalvia; Mytilida; Mytilidae. The transcript is spliced from 4 exons.
AUAUGAGAACAAUGUAGCUAGUUUGUCGUCUUCUCUUCCAUUAUAUGAACAUGAUUUUAACAUAAAAUAUGUAAUUCAUACUCAUACUUAUGGGCAUUUAUAAAUAUGUAACAUUUACAUUGUAGGGGGGUAUAACCAUUAGUAAUUAUUUACCAGAAUGAAGCACAAAGCAAAAGAAUAAUAAAACUAGGAGAAAAUGUGGUGGUUUUAGAUGUUACAUAUAAAGGUUUUUCCUGGGCAUGAAAUACCAUUUCCUUAGUGGGUAUGCCAAUAGCAGAGUAGAGGACUUAAUAAUCUUACUCCAUGUAAAUGUAACUAUGUUUUAUGACAAUCUAGAUGAACUCGCAAAGAUUAGUCGCUUGAAAAAUAUGGGAGGACAAAGGGAAGACAAAAGUAAAUUGACAGCAGAGAAUAUGCUCAAGGCAGAACUUGAACAAAUGGUGCAAUGGACUUCAUCCACAGAAUGCACUGUUCCAUCACAGACAGCAUUUGGGACGAUUUAUAAUGUAGACAUUGUCAAUGUAGUGUGCAAUUGUCCAGCUGCAACAACAAGAGGGAUGUGUAAGCAUGUUCAUUUAGCAGAAUUUAUUGCGUCUAAAAGGAACAUCGACCUCACUGUAGGGCGCAGAUCUAGAGGUUUUGUCCAGAUUGGGAAAUGUAUCAGUUGUUUAUUUGACCUCAUUUAAAUGUACAUGUUUUGCCAAUAGCCAUGGUAUACAUUGUAUUUGUGUGAUGGUAGCAAAAAAUGGUAUUUUCAUCACCUGACAUAGAGUCUACCCCAAUUGAUGAAACAAGACAACAAUUAAAGGAAGACAAAGAAACAACCGAACAGGCUAUUAAAAGAAAAAUUUAGGGAAUAUAUAUGUAAACAAUGAUAACUUCCUGACAAUCGACGUGAAAAAAAGACUAUUUUACAAGCAAUCACAACGGCAUUACAUAUUUGUAAGACAACCAACUUUUCCAAAACAACAAGAAAGCGAAAGCAACAUCCGCUGUUUCCAAGCAGAAAAUCCAAAAGUUCAAAAACUGAUCAUGACUCUUCAGUAAGCCGAAAGUGUGUUGUAAAAAACAGGGGCGAAAAGUUAAUGAUGAUGGCAGUUUCAAAUCGACCCACAGAAAGAAAGAAUCCAUUCGUAAACUAUU